GGUCGAGUUGCUUGCGCUGGAGCUUCGAGUGGCCGCACCUCCUCCUCCAAGUUUGAAUUCCCUUCCUUCCAUUCAUCCAAAUAGGAACCCACGGGGCACUCUCCGAAAACAUCAACACCGUCGCAGCAAAGAGAGACCGCGGCAAUCUCUUUCUCGACCACUGUACACACAUCCAACCUCCCGUCAUCCCAGUCUCUACCCCACGAUACACAAUCGAGACUGCACUCUUCCCCGUCUCCCACCACGCGCCGAAAGGCCGAUCGAAUUCCCACUUUGCGACGCGAUCGAAAUAUCGACGUCGACUCUCCUUAACGAUAGUACCAUACGAUACCCAUAAAGCCAAAUCGUAGAAAGCAACACCCAACCAUGUCGUCUUUGGCCUCCCAGUUGGCCCAGAUCGCUGCCAACUCGCGGUCGACCCUCAACACCAAGGUCCUCAAGGCCGCCCACUCCAAGUCCCUGAUCUUCGAGCCCCGCGUCGCCGCUACCCAGACAUACCCCGAGAUCUACUCGAUAUGUCUCGAAGGCUUUGAGGAGCUGUGCAACCUUGAUUCGCGCUUCACCAAGUUCACACAGUCGCUAUGGAGCCCACAAAGCCAGGAGGCCGACAGGACACAGAUGAGCGCCGCUGAGAAUGCCGCCCUCGAUAAGCAUGUCGAGGCCUUCCUCCACCUGUGCGGCAGCAGGUUGCGUCUCAUGCCCGCCAUCAAGGCCAUCGAGUGGUUGAUCCGCCGGUUCCGCUACCGCUUCCUCGACCCCUACAUCCGCUCUCUGACCGCGCCCCCUCGCGCCGCCAUUGUCCAGCAAGCGACAAACCGUCCCGAGCUGCUUACCGCCAUCUCCCAGUACACUCUCGACUCUUGCAAGUACCAGAUAGAAUACCCUGGCCUCAUCUCGUUCUGGGGUGGUGUCAUGGUUGAAGCCACCAACGGUCUGCUCGACAAGUACCGUUCCGGCAGGCGAAGCAUUCAGAUCGAGAACGACAACGCCCUCAUGCAGCAGCUUGGCCCUGUCCUCAGCGAUGCCAUGGUCAUGAAGAGCUCUCCCGGUCUCCAGAUUGCCAGCUACAUGGUUGUGACGAUUCUGGCUGCCAAGGGCGGUCUUGCCGACAACGCUCUUACGGCCUUUAUGGACCAGCUUGUCCACGGCUGGACGCCCGAGACGAUGCGCCCUGGUCUCGUCACCCUCUGCAUCAUCUCCCAGCACCGCUCCGCCAAGCAGCUUUCUGCCAGAGUCACCAAGGCCCUCCUCAAGGUUCCUGAGGUUGCCUCCGUCAUGAACGAGAUUGGCAAGGACCACCGAGUUGAUAAGCUGGCCAACGGCCUAGCGCUUGCCUUGGUCGACAGACUCCACAAGAAGGGCGAUGUUCGCAGUCUGCCUGUGGUCAACUCGCUACUCCUUGGCAACGUCCUCCGGGAGAAGCAGAUCAAGGUCGUCUACAAGUCUCUGUUGGUUGCCGCCCACAGAAUUAACGACCAGGUUGAUCAGGAUGGCGCAAUUCGCAAGGAGCUUGGCACUAUUCUGGUCAGCUUGUCCCAGGCUGGUGGUGAGGUUGGCGAUAUCGUCCGUGCUACUAUCGACGAGGUUGACUUCGACAUUGAUGCUCUCGAGUUGACUCUUGGCGCCUCCAUUCGCCCCAAGCUCGCCGUUGAGGAUGCGCCUGAGGCCGCUGCUGAGGACAACAACACUCCUACAGUCGACAAGGAAGCCCAAGUCGCGCAGAACUUCGAGAAGCUCUCCAAGCUCAAGCCCCAGACUGCAUCGUGCUUUGCUGAGGAGCCUCUUGAUCUUCUCGAGGAGCUUUACUCGCUCUUCUUGUCUGUCGCUGCCAAUGAGAGUAACCUUCAGAAGUUCGACGAGGCCCCUGUUCUCAGCCGCCCCCAGGCCCCUACCAAGCUCUUCUAUGCCAGCUUCUAUAUGCGUCUCUGGUGCGGUUCUCUCCCGACUUUGGCCAAGGUUGCUGCUCUUGACCGUGUCAAGAACCUCCUGAAGGAUGAGGACUUCGCCACGUUGGACUUCCAGGCCGUCGUUCCCUAUGCCAUUGUUGCUCUCAGCGACCCUGCCAAGAAGGUCCGUCGUGCCGCUGCCGAGCUGGUCACCGGUUUGGGAUCUUUCUACGAGACCAAGCCCACCAAGGCCCGCCGUGCGUGGGGUUCUGAGGGUCUCUAUGCCAAGAAUGCUGCUGUCAACUGGCUAGACUUUAAUGCCACCAAGUCGCUCAUCCAUUCCGUCCUCAUUCCUUCUCUCGAGGAGUCCCUCCUUCACGAGGACCACAUCUUAGCUGCCCUCACCAACGCCCUGGAGAGCUCCAAGUCCAAGGACGGCGAUAAGAAGCACCUGUCCCACUCUACUAGACUUGCCAUUUUCAAGUUCCUUUCUAGCCAUGUUGUUGGAACACCGCUGAUUGCUGUCAAGCUGAGACUUCUGCAGUCGCUCAACCAGAUCAAGAGCAUCUCCGGUACUUCUAGAACCGACCUGCUCCUUUCUCUCUUGCAAUGGUGGGCCCGCCUGUCUCAGGCUGAGGCUCAGCAGCUCCUUGCACGGGAAGCUGUGGAUGAGGCGUCUGUCAACAACGCCUUCGUUGAUGUCGUCAUUGCCAACAACGAGGCUGGUCUCAGGCUGAUCUUCGAACUCAUCCGCGAUUCUAAUGUUAUUACCCGCAACGGGCUCGUCCAGUCGCUCUUCGGCCGCAUCCAGAAGAUCUGGUCUUCCAUGAAGGCUGAGACCCAGUUCUCCACCGCUCGCGCUCUGCUCACUCUUUCUCAAGCCGUUCACCCUACCUCUUCCGAGCCAGACGUUAUUGCUACCGAGGCUACUGAUGUUUUGCAUAAGGUUGAGCUGACUACUGAUAUCCUGCUCGACUUCCUCGAGUCUCUUUACGAUGAUAUCAAGAAGGCUACCGAGAAGCCGGCGACCAAGCGUAGACGUGUUGGCUCUUCCGAGAAGAGCGUCGACUCGCAGAGCCCUGCCGAUGUUAGCGCCAGUCUCAACAAGGCCACCUUUGUUCUCGAGCUUGUUCAGGAGUCGGAGCCUGCCAAGCAUCCCGAGCUGCUUCCCAGCCUCUUCACCACCCUUUCCGAGCUUCAGCACCUCCGUACUGUUGUUGGCUCUGAACUGGGCUACCUCCAGAGCCUGGUUCUCAGUAGUCUGCUUGCCAUGAUGCCGGCCUACAAGGACAGCAAGGAGCUCACUAUUGACCCCGCGGCUGGUCACGGUGAUAUCCUUGCCUCCUGUAUCCAGCGGUCUUCCAGCCCCACUGUCAUCAACGCUGCUCUGCUGCUGGUUGCCAGCCUGGCUCGCACUGCGCCUGAUGUUGUUUUGCACAGCGUUAUGCCCAUAUUUACUUUCAUGGGCAGCUCUGAGGUCAUUCCUCCUUUGAUCGAGACCUUCCGCAAAAGCAGGAGGAACCUGGUUGCCAGCACUGCCGAGCUUCUCACCAGCUUCGUUGUUGCCUACGAGCACAUUCCUUCUCACCGCAAGCAGGAUCUCUUCAUCACUCUUAUCGAGAACCUUGGACCCGAGGACUUUCUCUUUGCUGUCCUUGCCAUGUUCGUUGACAAGUAUGGCGCUACUGAUAACAUGCUUGCUUUCACUACGCAAAUUAUCGGCUCCUUCUCGGUGGAAAUCCAGCUGCAGACCCUCAUCAAGCAUCUGGAUCUCAUCAGCGACAUCUUCAAGCCCAAGCCUGUCCUCUCCGCUGCUAUACUCGCCAAGGUUGACUCCAACUCCGAGCAGGAUGUUGUGAAGCUUGCUACGAAACAGCUUACCCUCCUCCCGAAGUUGCUUGUUAACCGUCGGCUGAGAAACGAGAUCUCCGGAUUGGCGGAGAAGGAUGAUAUGGAGUCCGUGAAGAUCCGCGAGCUUUAUGCCCAACUCCUCGAGGGCGUCCUCACCCUGGCUGGUACCGUUAAGCCAAAGAAGGACACCCUUUACACGCGCUGCGGCGAGGCGCUCUCCAACCUCCUCAACCUGCUCUCCAUUGCCGAGUUCAUCAAGAGUGUUGAGGCUCUUCUUGACCGUCCGAACGUCAUUUUACGCCAGAAGGUCCUCCGUGCCUUGGAGCGCCGCGUGGACAGCGAGAGCAUCAACAACCCCAAAUCGAGGGAGGCUUUGCUUGCUUUCUUGCCCCAGCUAACGGCUGUUAUCCGCGAGUCGGACGACAUGAACUACAAGCACACCGCUGUCAACUGCGUCGACAAGAUCGCCGAGAAGUAUGGCAAAAAGGAUCUCGAUGCCGUUGCCGCUGCUGCCGCCACCAUUGCCGGCGACAGCUGUCUUGGUCAGCCGUCUCAGGAGCUCCGUGUCAUGGCUCUUCUUUGCCUUGCCUCUCUUGUGGAUGUUUUGCAGGAUGCUAUCGUCCCUGUCCUGCCUAUUGCCAUCCCCAAGGCUCUUGGCUGCCUCGAGGAGAGCAUCAAGGCCGAGAAGCCCGAUGGUGCACUGCAUAAUGCUGCCUAUGCCUUCAUGGCCGCUCUCGCCCAGCACAUUCCUUACAUGAUCUCGGGUGCCUACCUUGACAGACUCCUUGUCUGCUCCAACGCUUCUGCUGCCGCUGGUGUGAACGAGGAAUGCCGCGCCAGCCGGACCGACUGCCUCCAGUUUGUCGCCAAGCUCAUCGAGGGCAAGGUACUCUUCACUGCCCUGGAGAAGAACUGGGCCAAUGCUGCUUCUUCUGGAUACUUGGCUCUUGAGGAGUACCUCCACGUUCUUGGCACCGCUCUGGACAAGCACCCCAAGUCCUCCAUCGCCAAAAACACCACCCUCUUCACUGGCAUCUUCCUCAAUGCCUUUGAUCUUCGUCGCAGCGGCGUCCUCUCUUCUACCCAGGAGCUGGAAAAGAUCGAGCUCCUCAUCAACGAGACCUCUCUCAAGAUGAUUUACAAGCUCAACGAUGCCGCCUUCCGCCCCAUGUUCUCCCGCCUCAUGGAGUGGUCCACUACCGGCCUACCCAAGUCCGACUCGGCCGGCAAGGCCCAGCGCCAAGUCAGCACCUACGGCUUCCUGCAGCACUUCUUCGAGAACCUCAAGUCCAUCGUUACCUCGUACGCCUCGUACAUGAUCGACUCGGCUGUCAAGAUUCUUUCUGCGCCCCUUACCGGUGACGACGUCCUCAAGACCCUCCGCUCCCGCGUCCUUCGCACCCUCACCAAGUGCUUUGAGCACGACCAGGACGGCUUCUGGCAGGCGCCCGCCCACUUCAACGCCGUCGCGCCCGUACUGGUCGCGCAGUUUGGCCACGCCGCUGGCGCUGAUAACUGCACCGAGGAUUUGGUGCUCGCCGUUGUCGAGCUGGCUGCUGCCGCCGACAGCAAGGAGCACCACAAGGAGAUCAACUCGGCGCUGCUCAAGCACCUGCGGUCGGAGCAGGCGGCCGUCAGGUUGGCGGUCAUCAAGUGCGAGCAGGAGCUCACUGCUAGACUGGGUGAGGAGUGGCUCCAGAGCUUGCCGGAGAUGUUGCCAUUUAUUAGCGAGCUGCAGGAUGAUGAUGACGAAGUUGUGGAGAGGGAGAACAGGAGAUGGAUUGUGGGCAUUGAGGAGACGCUUGGUGAGAGCUUGGAUAAUAUGUUGCAGUAAAGGGUUACGAGGGUUGGAGUUGGUUAUUGAAAGAGUACAUACUGUGAUUAAUGGUCACGGGAAGACGUUUACAUGUGGUAUAUGAUCGAUGUCUUUGGUCAUGUUGAAGGUGAAGGAUAUAUCCUGAGGAUGGAUGGGUCUAUGUAUAGCAUUUGCAUUUGUAACUGGCGUUCGAUACAAAAAGUCAUGGUUGGAUUUGAUGUGAAUAGAUAUGCAAUGAUCAUUGAAAGUUCUGUU
Messenger RNA from Neurospora tetrasperma FGSC 2508, 5808 nucleotides. RefSeq lists its product as uncharacterized. Gene Ontology annotation, molecular function: snoRNA binding. Lineage: Eukaryota; Fungi; Ascomycota; Sordariomycetes; Sordariales; Sordariaceae. The transcript is spliced from 4 exons. The record is from RefSeq and is a predicted model, not a curated record. Gene Ontology annotation, biological process: positive regulation of transcription by RNA polymerase I; maturation of SSU-rRNA from tricistronic rRNA transcript (SSU-rRNA, 5.8S rRNA, LSU-rRNA). Bases 367 to 5571 code for a protein of 1734 amino acids. Gene Ontology annotation, cellular component: t-UTP complex; 90S preribosome; small-subunit processome.